AGUGGCCGCCUUUGGACGCGUAUGCCGCCGUCUCAUCGCCGUGUCGUGUCACUUUGGACUACCCGUAAUCUCGGUCCGGCUGAUGCUCCUCCGAUUAUCUCGCCAUCUCGCACAGAGCGCAGCAUCCAAAAAAAAAACACCACAAGCGCCGCAGGCUUAAUUCCAUUUAUUCGACUUAAAUUCGCUGUUAUUCUGGUUAGUCUUUCGAUUCGGAUUGGUGUUUUCAUGUUUUCGGGAAGUAGUUUCGGCGUCAUCUAAAAUUAAACGUGUUCUGAAGUUUAUAAAAUGUGUCAUUCCGAUCGUGCGUGCGUGUUAAGUAAUGCAAACAAACAAAUGAUAAUGAUAAAAAGGCGAUAAACGUUUAAAGCUCUGUACAAGAAAAGAGGUGCAAAAUAGCAAAAAGAAAAACACCAAGUGAGUGAGAGCCACACUCGGUUUAUUUGAGCAGAUUCGUUUAAUUGCGCAUCGCACGGCGAAGAGAGAAAGUGCCCGUGGAGUGGCAGAGUUCAGGAGCGGAGACGCCUCGCUGACAGGUUCCUGCUGUCUUCCAUAUUGCACCAUCGUCGCCCAUCGUCCGUGUGCUCCUGGUUUCCCCACAUGGCCGACGACGAUUUGCGGGCUCUGGUCGACAGCCUGGAUGACGCCUCGCGUGAGGACCUGGCCAAGGUCAUCGCCAACUUCUCGCUGGACAUGCUGCAGCGGGCCAGCGCCCUAAUUGGCGCCCAGCAGCAGCCGCACAGUGGGGCGCUGCUGCACAACCGCACGCAGCAGUGCCAGGAACAGGCGGACCUGGAGGCAUUAACAGCUGGCGGCAAGCGGAUUUUACAAUGCCCCAGUUCAUUCGAUUCGGUGCUGUGUUGGCCCCGCACAAAUGCCGGCAGCCUGGCUGUUUUACCCUGUUUCGAGGAAUUCAAGGGCGUGCACUACGACACUACAGAAAACGCCACACGCUUUUGUUUCGCAAAUGGCACCUGGGAUCGCUACUCGGACUAUGAUCGCUGUCACCAGAACUCGGGUUCCAUACCCGUAGUGCCGGAUUUUUCACCCAAUGUCGAUCUGCCGGCCAUUAUAUAUACCUGUGGUUAUUUCCUAAGCUUUGCCACUUUGGUGGUGGCCCUCAUCAUAUUCCUCAGCUUUAAAGAUCUGCGUUGUCUUCGAAACACCAUUCAUGCGAAUCUAUUCGUAGCCUAUUCCACCUCAGCCCUCCUGUGGAUUCUCACCUUAUUUCUGCAAGUGAUAACCACAGAGUCUAGUCAGGCUGGCUGCAUAACGCUGGUCAUCAUGUAUCAAUACUUCUACCUAACCAACUUUUUCUGGAUGUUUGUGGAGGGCCUCUAUCUGUACACAUUGGUGGUGCAAACGUUCUCCAGCGAUAACAUUAGCUUUAUAACCUACGCCCUGAUAGGCUGGGGCUGUCCAGCCAUAUGCAUUUUGGUGUGGUCCAUUGCCAAGACAUUUGCCCCACAUCUCGAGAAUGAGCAUUUCAAUGGGCUGGAUAUUGAGUGCGCCUGGAUGCGUGAAUCUCAUAUUGACUGGAUUUUUAAGGGACCCGCCUCAGUGGCCUUGCUUGUUAAUUUAGUAUUUCUCAUACGCAUCAUGUGGGUACUCAUCACUAAAUUGCGUUCUGCGCACACGCUGGAAACGCGGCAGUAUUAUAAGGCCUCGAAGGCGCUACUGGUGCUGAUACCUCUGUUCGGGAUCACCUAUCUGGUGGUGCUCACUGGCCCGGAACAGGGAAUCAGUCGUAAUCUCUUCGAGGCCAUAAGAGCCUUCCUUCUCAGCACACAGGGCUUCUUUGUGGCUCUGUUCUACUGUUUCCUAAACUCUGAGGUGCGCCAGACGCUGAGGCAUCGACUCACGCGGUGGCGCGAGAGCAGGAACAUCCACCGCAACAGCUCCAUCAAGAAUCGCAGGCAUCGCGCCUCAAAAGACUACUCGCUGAGAUCGCGAACCGAAAGUCUACGCACGGAGGAAUGCGUGAUCUGCCUCCGUCCUUCGCCACACACGCGAUUGGGAUCUCUGCAACGCUACCACAGCAUCGAUAUCACAGAUUUUGUCUAGGCCUUAUGUACCUUAAGGGGCAUUUAUCUAGACCACUUUGUCCGAAAAGUAUACACUCUGUGUCUUGUUUGGGAUUUACCCAAAUAAACUGACAAGGCACAUAAAAAAGCUGCUUCUUCAGAAGGAACGAACAGCAUUUGUCCUCAGCUGGAAGCAAAAUAAACCUUGAAGUGUGAUAAAAUCAACCAGAGUGCUCCAAACUCACAAGUAAAGCAGCAGCUAGUGUCUGGCAUUUCCUCCUUAACUCUGAUCUUAAGUUCCUCUACUAAGAUAUAUAAUAGCUAUGCCCACAAAGAAAGAGAUCAUGUUUAGAC
Messenger RNA from Drosophila elegans, 2375 nucleotides. RefSeq names its product diuretic hormone receptor (gene Dh44-R2). The record is from RefSeq and is a predicted model, not a curated record. Gene Ontology annotation, biological process: adenylate cyclase-modulating G protein-coupled receptor signaling pathway; cell surface receptor signaling pathway. Gene Ontology annotation, cellular component: plasma membrane. NCBI's taxonomy places the organism in Eukaryota, Metazoa, Arthropoda, Insecta, Diptera, Drosophilidae. Bases 598 to 2061 code for a protein of 487 amino acids. Gene Ontology annotation, molecular function: G protein-coupled peptide receptor activity; diuretic hormone receptor activity; peptide hormone binding. The transcript is spliced from 12 exons.